Coprinopsis cinerea okayama7#130 is the source of this 759-nucleotide messenger RNA. RefSeq lists its product as hypothetical. The transcript has 5 exons. Lineage: Eukaryota; Fungi; Basidiomycota; Agaricomycetes; Agaricales; Psathyrellaceae. Bases 1 to 759 code for a protein of 252 amino acids. The record is from RefSeq and is a predicted model, not a curated record.
AUGGAUCACAACGGCCAAGCUCUAAUGUGUUUUCAAAUCAUCAUCGCAGACUCCAUAAUGGUUUGGCGCCUAUGGGUCAUAUACGAACGGUCCCUCUUGGCAUCUGUAAUACCCACCCUGCUGUGGGCAGGAGGACUGGUCAUCACCAUCUGGACCGUCUACCUUCGAAUCCACGUCGCAUACCGGCCAGGAGCCACCGAGGAGGACUAUCCUCCCGAAUUGCACGCCAUCUGCAUGGCCCUUUGGGCAUUGACAAUCUCUCUCAACCUCUACACCACUUCUGCGAUCGUCCUGCGUAUCUGGCGCGCAGAUAGAGAGACCAAGGCUUGCCUCCGAGCUUCCCAAUUCAACAGGGAUAUCCAGCCACCUUCGUAUCUCAAGCAAACGAUGAAGAUCGUAAUCGAGUCGGGACUGAUACACUCUGCUGUGACCGUGUCCGUAUUUAUCUGCUUAGCGCUCAGGACGAAUGCGUCGUACAUAACCACAGCCAUCGACAUCAUCGUCAUAGGAAUCACCUUCAACCUCAUCGUCCUGAGGGUAGCAUCUAGGCGAUUGAGAGAAAGCCAUGCGAAGCAAAGUUCCGUGGAUUUUGUGACGUCGUCUACUCUAAACGGCUACUUAGCGGAAACUGGGAGUUGUGCGAGCUCACUGAGGAGCAGGGACGGUCCGAUACAGAGCCCCAGUAUCGGUGAUGGUCGACCAGUUGUUCACAUUGACCCGCUGGAUGGGCAAGAAAGGCAACCACAACCACAUGUCUGA